AUGUCGGGACGGGCCGAGACGCGAACCCCUGAACCGCCCGACCGCGACGAACACGAAAAGUCACCGCCACGAUUAUUGAGACCGAGACGCACCACCAGACCGCGUAACAACUAUGGCCAAGAGCAAGAAACCGACAUCCAGCAGAGAAAUGCGCGCUUCCAGCAGAAGAAGAGAACCCGGGGCAAGCCAGUAGCCCAACGUGAAGCGGUGACUUCGGACGACGCGUCGACUGAGAGCGAUGACACGAACGCCGCCAAUCUUGUGAAAGAGCUUGUGAAACUUAGGAGAGACAUCAAACGGCGAGAUGAUUCGCAUAGAGAGGAGAUGCAGAAAGUGCAAGAAGAAUUGCAGAAAGUCAAGGAAGAAUUUAGCGCCGCCCUUGCAGAGGUUCAACAGGAGCUGCAGACCUUGGCAGAGAGACCCCUUCCCGAACCAUGCGCGCAGAACGGCCACGAUGAGAUCCUUCGCGAAAUCCAAUCCUUACGCGAAGAAAUCAGCACCCCCGCUCCCGCAAGCUCCCCGUCCUAUGCAGAUGUCGCCCGUACCCCCCCACUCAGUCACCCGAGCAACAUACGGACUCUUUCAACGUCGAACACUACACCAACCACUUUCACCGACACGCUGUACUGCACGAUAGACACCUCGAAGAUGACCGAAAGCGAAAGUGAGAAGGCAUCCGCGGGUUCAAUCAGGGCCACAAUCGAGACAGAGAUCCGGAAGAUGGAUGAUCACACUCACUGGCGCUGCCGCGCGGUCACUGUAAGUCCAAGAGAUACCAACCGGAUCAGAAUCGCGUGUCGCGAUGAAGCCGAACACCAGCUAGUGAAGAAAGUGGCGGAAGCAAAGAUCGGUGCGGGAGCUCGGGUGCUUCGGGACGAGCUCUACCCGAUCAAGGUCGACAGCGUCAAGAGGACCGCAGUACUGGAUGAGAACGAUGAAAUUCUGACAGGAGCGGCGGCAGCCCUGGGUGAGGAGAACGAAACUACUGUCGCCAAAAUGACGUGGCUGAGCAGCAAGGAAACCACAAAGCCCUAUGGAUCGAUGGUCGUGUACCUAACCAAAGGGACUGAUGCACGGAGGCUCCUGGCCGAUGGAUACUUCCAUGUCGGAGGAGAAUCCGGGACAACUAGCGUUUUUGAGUAUCGACCACGACCGGUGCAAUGCUACAACUGCCAGGAGAUUGGUCACAAGGCAUUCCAAUGCAAGAAGAUCCAGAAUGCGUUCCAUGCGGUGGACCACACGAAUCGUAUAGCAAGAACUGCCGGAAACUCUACCCGUCACGUCAUGAAUAGAACACUCCGGAUAAUCCAGCUGAAUGUGAGGAAACAGGGAGCAGUGCAUGAAAGCCUAAUGAACGACGAAGAUACUCAAAACGCAGUGGCGUUGGCGAUCCAGGAACCCCAGGCGAGGAGGAUUCAAGGCCGGCUCUUGACCACCCCGAUGGGACAUCACAAAUGGACCAAGAUCGUGCCCUCCACCUGGAGGGAAGGGAGAUGGGCAAUCCGAAGCAUGCUUUGGGUCAAUAGGGAUGUGGAAGAGGAGCAAGUGCGGAUCGAGUCGCCAGAUCUGACAGCGGCCGUGAUUCGGCUUCCCGAACGACUGGUCUUUAUAGCAUCAGUUUACGUGGAAGGAGGGGAGGCCUCUGCGUUGAGCGACGCAUGCGAUCGCCUGAGAAAGGCUAUCACAAAAGUACGGCGAGAUACAGGGACAGUGGUGGAGAUCAUGAUCACGGGAGAUUUUAACCGCCAUGAUCAACUUUGGGGAGGGGACGAGGUGUCCUUGAGUAGGCAAGGCGAAGCGGAUCCGAUCAUUGACCUCAUGAACGAAUUUGCACUCAGCAGCCUGCUCAAGCGAGGCACCAAGACAUGGCACGGCGGAGGACAGAGUGGGGACUGCGAGUCGACCAUCGACCUUGUCCUGGCCUCGGAAAACUUGACGGACUCCAUGACUAAGUGUGCAAUACCUGAGACUGACCACGGCUCGGACCACGGCGCCAUUGAGACUGUAUUUGACGCCCCGUGGCCGAUCCCAAAGUACCAGGAACGGCUUCUACUGAAGAACGCGCCAUGGAACGAGAUUAAUGCUAGAAUCGCGAGCACCCUGGCCGCCACUCCAUCGGAAGGCACAGUACAGCAGAAAACCGAUCGACUGAUGUCUGCGGUCUCGGACGCGGUGCACAAUUUAACUCCGAGAGCGAAGCCGUCGCCACACGCGAAGCGGUGGUGGACAACUGACCUGACACAACUGCGUCAUAUAUAUACGUACUGGCGAAAUCACGCUCGCUCGGAGCGACGGGCGGGGCGGAAAGUACCUCGGCUCGAAAAGACGGCUCAGGAUGCGGCGAAACAAUACCAUGAUGCCAUCCGUAAACAAAAGAAGAAGCACUGGAAUGAGUUUCUCGCAGACAACGACAACAUAUGGAAAGCAGCGAAGUAUCUAAAGUCCGGGGAGGAUGCGGCGUUUGGGAAAAUACCGCAGCUCGUCAGAGCAGAUGGGACUACCACCGCUGACCAUAUGGAGCAAGCAGAGGAGUUGCUAUCCAAAUUCUUCCCGCCCCUGCCGGACAACAUUGAAGAUGAAGGGACCAGACCACAAAGAGAGCCAGUGGAGAUGCCGUCCAUCACCCUGGAGGAGGUAGAGCGACAGCUUCUUGCAGCGAAAUCGUGGAAGGCGCCGGGAGAGGACGGCCUGCCGGCGAUAGUUUGGAAGAUGACGUGGCCCACGGUCAAGUACAGGGUCCUUGAACUAUUCCAGGCGUCGCUGGCAGAAGGCUCGUUGCCAAGACAGUGGAAACACGCGAAGAUCAUACCGCUCAAAAAACCGAAUAAAGAAAAUUACACCAUUGCAAAAGCAUGGAGACCGAUCUCACUCCUAGCGACACUGGGCAAGAUACUGGAAUCAGUAGUUGCAGAAAGGAUCUCACACGCGGUGGAGACCCACGGCUUGCUCCCGACCAGCCACUUCGGAGCCCGGAAACAGCGGUCCGCGGAGCAAGCACUCUUGCUCUUGCAAGAACAGAUCUACACGGCGUGGCGGGGCCGACGGGUGUUGAGCCUGAUCAGCUUCGAUGUCAAAGGAGCCUAUAACGGAGUGUACAAAGAACGAUUGCUCCAAAGGAUGAAAGCACGAGGCAUACCGGAGGGUCUGCUCCGGUGGGUUGAGGCGUUCUGCUCGGAACGAACGGCGAACAUCCAGAUCAAUGGGCAAUUGUCGGAGGUCCAAAGCCUGCCACAGGCUGGGCUACCGCAGGGCUCGCCCCUGUCCCCGAUCCUAUUUCUCUUCUUCAACGCAGACCUCGUGCAAAGACAGAUCGACAGCCAGGGAGGAGCAGUCGCUUUCGUGGAUGAUUUCACCGCAUGGGUGACCGGGUCAACCGCGCAGAGUAACCGGGAAGGAAUUGAAGCAAUCAUCAAUGAAGCGCUCGACUGGGAAAGGAGAAGCGGAGCGACCUUUGAAGCUGAAAAGACAGCUAUCAUACACUUUGCUCCCAAGACGCGUAAAUCGGACCACGAUCCGUUUACCAUCAAGGGACAGACGGUUGUACCCCAAGACCACGUCAAGAUCCUGGGCUUAUUAAUGGACACGAGACUCAAGUACAAGAUACAUAUUGCGAGGGCCGCUUCCAAGGGCCUAGAAGCAGCGAUGGAGCUUCGGCGACUUCGGGGCCUAACCCCAGCAUCAGCGCGGCAGCUAUUCACCUCGACGGUGGCGCCGGUCGUGGACUACGCCUCCAAUGUCUGGAUGCACGCGUGCAAGGAUAAAGCCAUGGGACCGAUUAACCGAGUCCAAAGAGUAGGAGCACAAGCUAUUGUGGGGACAUUUCUCACGGUCGCGACCAGCGUAGCAGAGGCGGAGGCCCACAUUGCCACUGCGCAGCAUCGAUUCUGGAGACGGGCCGUGAAGAUGUGGACGGACAUACACACUCUACCGGAAACCAAUCCUCUCCGCAGAAUGACAGAUCGGAUCCGGAAGUUCAGAAGAUACCACCGCUCGCCGUUGUAUCAGGUAGCCGAUGCGCUCAAGCAUAUCGACAUGGAAACACUGGAAACGAUUAACCCAUUUACGUUAGCCCCGUGGGAGGAACGCAUGCAGACCGAUAUUGAUCAACCGCAGGAUUUCCAGACCACAGCAGGCGUGUACAUGCAGAUCGCGGUCAGCAGCUCGGCUCGGAACGAGCUGGUCGGAUUCGGGGUGGCGAUCGAGAAACAGCCACCCCGGUAUCGAAAACUGAAACUGAAGACCCUUUCCGUCACAUUGGGUGCAAGAGCAGAGCAAAAUCCGUUCUCUGCGGAGCUAGCAGCGAUGGCACAUGCAUUGAACAUGGUAGUUGGACUGAAAGAUUACCGGAUUACACUGCUCACGAGCAACAAAGCGGCGGCUCUGACACUAAGGAAUCCUCGACAACAAUCAGGUCAGGAAUUCGUCUACCAACUGUACAAGUUGAUGAGAAAACUGAGGAGAAACGGAAACCAGAUCAAUGUCCGGUGGAUCUCAACGAGUGAAGACAAUAAACUGCGGGGUCUGGCCAAGGAACAGGCCAGAGCCGCGACACAAGAAGAUGCUGUCCCGCAAAAACAGGUCCCAAGGAUGAAGUCAACAACACUCAAUAUUGCACGGUCCCAAGCAGUCCCCAGCAAUGACCUGCCAGCGAAUAUAAGGAGACACGCAAAACGAGUUGAUGCAGCACUCCCAGGCAAACACACCCGGCAGCUGUAUGACCGAUUAUCGUGGAAAGAAGCGAGCGUGCUGGCUCAACUCCGAACCGGCAUGGCAAGACUCAAUGGAUAUCUAUAUCGAAUCAAAGUAGCAGACACGGACCAGUGUGCGUGUGGACAAGCGAUAGAGACCGUGGAGCACUUCCUAUUUCGAUGUCAAAAAUGGACGGCGCACCGGACGGAACUACUACAAUGUACUAACACCCACCGAGGAAAUAUAUCCUUCUUCCUAGGAGGAAAGUCGCCUUCCGAUGAUCAGAAGUGGACGCCGAACUUAGAGGCGGUACGGGCCUCAAUACGAUUCGCCAUCGCCACGGGCCGACUCGAGGCCACCUAA
Messenger RNA from Penicillium arizonense, 5052 nucleotides. RefSeq lists its product as uncharacterized. Gene Ontology annotation, molecular function: nucleic acid binding; catalytic activity; zinc ion binding. Lineage: Eukaryota; Fungi; Ascomycota; Eurotiomycetes; Eurotiales; Aspergillaceae. The transcript has 2 exons. The coding region runs from base 1 to 5052 and encodes 1683 amino acids. The record is from RefSeq and is a predicted model, not a curated record.